This is a messenger RNA of Mollisia scopiformis, 1542 nucleotides long. RefSeq names its product general substrate transporter. Gene Ontology annotation, molecular function: carbohydrate:proton symporter activity. Gene Ontology annotation, cellular component: membrane. The transcript is spliced from 8 exons. The record is from RefSeq and is a predicted model, not a curated record. NCBI's taxonomy places the organism in Eukaryota, Fungi, Ascomycota, Leotiomycetes, Helotiales, Mollisiaceae. Gene Ontology annotation, biological process: transmembrane transport; carbohydrate transport. Bases 1 to 1542 code for a protein of 513 amino acids.
AUGGGCAAGAUCUUCAACAUUUCGUUGGCAGUAUUUGCCUCCACGGGAUCAUUCCUGUUUGGUUACGAUGCAGGUGUUAUGACAGAUGUCAUUGCAUCGGAAAACUUCCUCAACUUCUUCCACACGACAUCGGACUCUCCCAUAAUCGGAGCUAUCAAUUCUACGUUUAAUGGAGGCGCGGUAUUUGGUGCUCUCCAAGGAGGUCUCACCAUGGAUCGAUAUGGAAGGAAAAUUACGAUCCUCAUGGGCGCCCUGAUUUGUCUGGUCGGCGCUCUCCUUCAGUGCACUGCGCGAAAUCUUGCCAUGAUUCUUGUGGGUCGUAUCUUCACUGGAUGGGCUGUUGGGUUGCUUUCCAUGGCUGUCCCUGUUUAUAAUUCUGAAUGUGCGGAUCCCAAGAUUCGAGGUUUUAUUGUUGGUCUCUCGCAGCAAAUGAUCGGUAUCGGAUUCAUCGUUUCAACAUGGGUCGGCUAUGGCUCAGGCACCGCUUCCAAUUCAAGCAGUAUUCAAUGGCGUCUUCCUCUCGCUUUCCAGUGCCUCCCCUGCGUGAUCCUAGCUACCGGUAUCAUGUUCUUCCCCGAAUCACCUCGCCAUUUGAUGGAGACGGAUCGAGAAGAAGAAGCUAUGAAGGUUCUUCGCAAACUACAUUAUAAUGGUCAUAACGAUGAGCUUAUCCAAAGCGAGUUCCACGAGAUCAAGACCACGAUCGCUGCUGAAAAAGCAAUCACUGUUCCAGGGUGGGGGAUUAUGUUUACAGUACCUCAAUGGCGAACCCGGUUGAUGCACGGCGUAGGAGUCCAGGUAUUCACUCAGUUUACAGGAAUAAAUGUCAUCGGCUACUACCAAACCAGCAUGUAUGAAACUUUAGGCAUCAGGGGGAAUCGGAAGCUCCUUGUCGCAGGAAUCUACAAUUGCAUUGGCCCUUUUGCAAAUUUGAUCUUCAUCGUAUUCCUCAUUGACCGAGUCGGAAGACGCAAGCCGCUCAUAUGGGGAACGAUUGGCAUUAUGAUCGCCUUGAUAUGCGAGGCCGCAAUCAAUAGUCAUAUCAAUCCCGAUGCGGCUCAGACUGGACUCUCAUAUGCUGGUGUCGUCUUCUUGUUCUGUGUGACGGUCAUCUUUUCAUUAUCAUGGGGCCCAAUCUCAUGGGUAUAUAUGUCCGAAGUCAUGCCUAUGCAGAUUCGAGCUCGAGGAAAUGCCUUCGCCACAGGUAUCGGAAAUUGGCUUGUGUCCACUUUCUGGGCUCAAGUUUCUCCCACAGCACUAAAAAGUCUGACUUGGAAGUUCUAUUUCUUGUUCGUUGCAUGGGAUCUGGUCGUGACACUCCCAAUCGUAUAUUUCUUCUUCAAGGAGACGAAACAGAUGACACUCGAAGACAUCGAUUUAUUAUUCGGUGAACGUGCGCUUGGUACCUUACCAGAUGAUCUUCAUAAGGGUACUGUCUUAGCAGUUGCUGAGCAUGAUGAAAAGGCUGUGCCAGAUGUUGAAGCGAAGUCGACUACGGCUCCAAUUCCUGUUCCUGAAGGAGACAAAACUGUUGAGAUUUGA